AUGACAUAUGCCCUUGGGGGCCAUGGGCCCAUACUAUGGGUCAACAAUCGAGUGACAGGUGCAUGCAUUGCUUCUAGCCCAGAUUCUAAGUUAAAGGUGUUCAGUCAUAAUCCAAUGCAUGGUAGUUUCAUGCAAGUAGCUUUUCAACUAAAUGCGAUGACCAAUUAUGGGAAUCAAUGGUUCCUCUCUUUAAACCCAACUUACAUUCCCUACUGGUGGGUGAACAAUCCAACACAUGGUGAAUUCUACUUUGCAAUGAUAGGAAGAGCCAACAUUAAAGGAUCAAAAACCAACAUCACUAUGAAUGCUUGGCUACCACAAGCUAGUUAUCCUUAUGGCAACUAUUCUGACACCUCUAGCUUCAAAUUUUGA
Messenger RNA from Durio zibethinus, 372 nucleotides. The record is from RefSeq and is a predicted model, not a curated record. Lineage: Eukaryota; Viridiplantae; Streptophyta; Magnoliopsida; Malvales; Malvaceae.